This is a messenger RNA of Saprolegnia diclina VS20, 1631 nucleotides long. RefSeq lists its product as hypothetical. The record is from RefSeq and is a predicted model, not a curated record. NCBI's taxonomy places the organism in Eukaryota, Oomycota, Saprolegniomycetes, Saprolegniales, Saprolegniaceae. The transcript is spliced from 2 exons. The coding region runs from base 1 to 1620 and encodes 539 amino acids.
AUGAGCAGCCUCGUCCGCACGGCGCUGGAGCUCUAUGCCGAGCACCGCCGGGAGAAAUCCAAAUUCAAGCGCUUUCUGAGCUGGCUCACGUUCCUCUCGCUCUCGAGCUUCUUCUUCCAUCCCGACGGCAUGGUCUGGGUCAUUUUGCAGCACGCGCUCACACUUUUGCAUCACACGGCCGCGCUCGUAGUCGCGAGCAACUCGAUCUCGGUGGUCCUUUGCCUCGUUCUCUCGACGUUUUGCGCUGGCGCCCUCCUGCAUUGGCGCCACGACACGCGAGGCGCAGUGCAGCGCGUGCGCACCCCGUCGUCCAAGAAGACCAACAAGCGCAGAGAUCGAAAGGCGCGGCCCGCAGUUUUGAGCCCUCGCCGCGCGCCAGCGUCGCCCCGCAUUACACUCGUGUCGCCGCCGCAGACCCCAAAACUGGCCGAAGUCUACUUGAGCACCACGGCCAAGCUCCCACAUUUAUCGUCUGCGCAAUCGAGUCCCGUGCUGAUCAAAAGUACCCCCGAGCAACAAUUGCCAGAGGUCCGUCCAGCUAACGUCGUCAAGCGCCGCGAGAGCCCACGCAAGGUCCGCAGUCCGAAAGCAUCCAUGUCCGUCACCACCGUCCCGAACCCUCCCGUAACCAAGUACACGAAUGAAAAGAGCAGCAGCCAGCCCCGCCAAAUCCCAACGCCCAAGCGCAAGACUGCACCGACCAUUGAAGCCAACAACGCUAUUUGCAUCAACAGCACCAGCAACAACAACAACAGCAGCAACAACAACAACAACAACAACAGCAGCAACAAUGACAGCAGCAGCAACAACAAUGACAGCAGCAGCAACAUCAGCACAGUCUUGUAUCCCAACAAGAACGACGAUAACACCAAGAACCAGAGUGAAAACGUAAACAACUGUGAUGUGGCGCCGUUCGUGAGCGCCUCGUCGCAGCCAUGCGACGAGCCCCAACGCGACGACGACGGCUACAACGUCGCACGCAGUGCCACCGACGAAUCGUGCGCGACUGAGACCAACAAGCAGUCAGUGCCGGAAAUCGACGAGCCACCAGCCACAUCCAUGGACGAGAAGCCGGCGGCGGACGCCGACGAGCCGCCUGCCACGGAGAAGAACAAACUGGUAGCCACGGAAUCAGACGACCAGCCGAGCCAAGUUGAACCCAGUGAUGAACCACAAGGUGCAACGCCGGAGAUCGUGGUGCCGUUUACAAAGGUCGAGCUAUUUGCGUUUCUCGCCGAGCCCAAGCUGACGGUGCCCGACAUUCGGCGCCACGUGGCGUCCGGUGCGAUCGAUCAUGCGAUGGUGACCGCCAUGUUGCCGGCCGAAUUUGCGGCCGCCAAGAUCCCGCAGCUCGUCGUGCGCAUGCUUUCUAUCACGAUCAUGUCGAUGCGCCCGCGCGCGCUGUCGCCACCGCCGUCUUUCACUCGGUCGACCUCGGCCCACGUGGCACCGCCCCCGGGCUUUGCGGCGAUCGGGACACCGCCGCGUACGUACCACGCGCCGCCGCGCAGUCGGUCGUUUCCAGUGACGAAAAGCCCCAGCGUCCAGGAGCUCAACCACAUGUACGAGCGCGACAUGGAGCGCAUUUCGAACCAAAUGACGAUGAACGUCUUGGAUUGAUGACACUCUAA